AUGGAUUCGGAUUGGACUGAGAUUCCAACACAUAUCUUAGAGUUAAUUUUGGAAAAAAUAGAACCAGCAAUUGAUUUUAUACGAUUUGGUGCUGUUUGUCGUGAAUGGCGUUGUGCGAUGAAGGAUAAUCUACAACAACGAAUCAAAACGUUACAUAAUCGAUAUAGAUAUUUCCAGGUUCCAAUGCUUCUAACUUCUACUACUGAAGAUGACAACACAUGGAAUAUGUAUAAUGUUAUGAACAAUAAGUUUUUAGAGACAAAACUUGUAGUGCCAUAUGAUAAACGGUUUUGUGGCUCUUCAAAGGGUUGGGUGGUAACUGUGAAUAAAGAUUGGACAGUAACACUCUACAAACCUUUUUCUAUGGUUCAAUAUGGGAAUAAUAAUGCUGACACAUGCGUUAUUCAACUUCCACCCUUAUUUCCUAUGGAGUACGAAGAAGGUGUUGAACCAUAUGAUCCUCUAGAAGAUUUUCCGAAUGACUACGAUAUAUAUAUUGAUCCUGAAAAUGUUUAUUACUUCCAUGUUUACAAGGCACUGAUUACACAUGAUCCCUUAGCGAAUCCAGAUGAAUGCAUCGUUGUAGUAAUAUUUAGCGACAUGAACGAGUUGGCAUUCAUUAGACUCUCACAUGAUGGUGGCCCCCAAACUUGGAUAAAAAUAGAGCCAAAAUUUUUUUCAGAAGAUAUUUUGUUUUAUAAUGAUUUAUUUUAUGCGGUAAUGGGAGACGGUAGCUUAAGAUCUUUCGAUCUUAGAUGCUCUAGUGUCAACUCAACAAUAAGGGAACUUGCUCAUGCGAUUCCAUGGAUAACUAAUUCUGGUAAGAGAUAUCUGGUGGAAUCAUACGGACAUAUCAUAAUGGUUGAAAGAUUUAUUGGGUUCGAACAAGUCAAGAUUAAAGGUCGAAAAACGAAAUCAUUUAAAGUUUGGAGGUAUUGUUUUGACUCUAACACUUGGAUUCAAAUUGAAAGUCUUGGUCAAAUGUCCUUUUUCGUGGGUGACAACUCCUCAUUAUCGAUUUUGGCUUCUAGUUUUACGGGGCUUCAACCAAAUUGUAUUUAUUUUACUCAUGAUGUGGACGGGUUAUAUGGUUCAUCGAGGCCUCCUAUAAUUUCAGAUUUAGGCCUAUAUAAUCUUGAGAAUGGCGAGUUUAAAUUACAUUUUACUAUUGAAUCAGAUUUACUGAAGAAAAUGAAUAAUCGACCCCCUGUUUGGCUUGUACCCACACUCUAGGAGCUACUUUUUUAUUCUUCUACGUUUAGUUUUAUUUUAUUUUAUUUUAAGAUACAUUUGGUUUUAUUUUAUUGUAUUAUUUAUUUAUUUAAGAGAGUUCAUGUAGUUAGAUUUAUUUAUAGUUUGAGUAAUUUUAUAUGGGCUAGUACUUUUAUAUAUCAAACCCCUUGCAAAAUUAAAAAUUAAUUUGUGCUUGAGCUAAUGAUCAUCAGUCUGUCUCCUAUGCAUGCAUACCUAAACUUUGG
Humulus lupulus (European hop) is the source of this 1478-nucleotide messenger RNA. RefSeq names its product F-box protein At2g17036-like. Bases 1 to 1233 code for a protein of 410 amino acids. Lineage: Eukaryota; Viridiplantae; Streptophyta; Magnoliopsida; Rosales; Cannabaceae. Gene Ontology annotation, molecular function: protein binding. The transcript has 2 exons. The record is from RefSeq and is a predicted model, not a curated record.